Messenger RNA from Chiloscyllium plagiosum (whitespotted bambooshark), 963 nucleotides. Lineage: Eukaryota; Metazoa; Chordata; Chondrichthyes; Orectolobiformes; Hemiscylliidae. The record is from RefSeq and is a predicted model, not a curated record.
GCAUGACCCUGAGGACCCCAGGAAAAGGGAUUAAAAGUGGCCUCUCCCAGUGGGAAGAUUGUUAACGACAAGUGAUCCAGUUAUUGCAGGCUCUCCUCACUGACAGAUUUUUGGGUCAUUAUUUUCCUAGAAGAUGCCACAGUGGGGUGGUGGAGCCAAGUGCGCUGCCUGUGACAAGACAGUCUACCAUGCUGAAGAGAUUCAAUGCAACGGCAGAAGUUUCCACAAAAUCUGCUUUAUCUGCAUGAACUGUAGAAAAGCCCUGGACAGCACGAUAGUGGCUGCACACGAAGCUGAGAUCUACUGCAAGACUUGCUACGGCAAGAAAUACGGACCAAAAGGCUAUGGCUAUGGCCAAGGUGCUGGUACCCUUAGCUCUGAGACCCUGGAGAGUCCUGGCGCCCAUCUUGAGCAGGCUAAGCCUCAUCCUUCUGCGAACCCCAGCUCCUCCAAAUUUGCGCACAAAUUUGGUGGCGCUGAAAAGUGCCCACGAUGCAGUCAAUCUGUGUAUGCAGCCGAGAAAGUGAUUGGUGGAGGAAAGGCAUGGCACAAAACCUGCUUCCGCUGUGCACUGUGUGGUAAGAGUUUGGAGUCCACCACAGUCACCGACAAAGAUGGAGAAAUUUACUGCAAAGCUUGUUAUGCGAGGAACUUUGGUCCUAAAGGACUGGGACAUGGACAGUUUGGUGGAGCGUUACCCAGCACAGAUUGAAUAAAUACCUUCUGUGAAACAUUUGAAAUGCUGACAACCCACAGUAGAGGGAACGCUAUAAGUGGUCAAUAGAGGACAAGGUCCAACAUAUUUACAGAUCCACUGCAAAACAAUGAUAAAUUGCUUUAUAUCAACACUGAAUGGAUUUAAGAACAAUAAAAUAUAUUGUUGCAUUGUUGUUGUUAUAAACUUAUGAAAGUAUCUAUUAAUCAAGCUUUGUAACUAUAAAUAAAGUAUCAUUGGAACCUAAA